Gopherus evgoodei (Goodes thornscrub tortoise) is the source of this 2521-nucleotide messenger RNA. RefSeq names its product epithelial membrane protein 1 (gene EMP1). Gene Ontology annotation, cellular component: plasma membrane. The transcript is spliced from 5 exons. Bases 400 to 885 code for a protein of 161 amino acids. The record is from RefSeq and is a predicted model, not a curated record. Lineage: Eukaryota; Metazoa; Chordata; Testudines; Testudinidae.
CCAGGCUGUGGUCUCUGUACUGUGCUGUGAGUCAGACAGAACUCCACAAGAGAUUUCUUUGAGUUGCUGGUUUCCUCCCAGUGACUCUUGACUUGCUGCCAAGGAAGCAGGGCGUAGCUUCUUAAUUUUUUUUUUCUUUAAAGCUAGACUGAUUAAUAGAAACUCCUUUAAAACGCAGGGAAAAGACACCACCCCAUCGCACAUCCUGACACAGCAGCAGAGGAAACUUAUAACUCCAGCAGGCAGGGCACUCCCUCCACUGCAGCUCUGUACAUCAAGAAGACAGGACUAAGGCAAAGCAAGCUCCUUCUUCUAAAGGUGCCAGAACCAGCCCCACUACAGGAAUCAUCUGCAUUUGAGACCUUCCCCCCCACCACACACACAGACUAAGAAGCCAAGAUGUUGGUGCUAUUGGCUGGUAUUUUUGUGGUCCACAUUGCCACCGUGGUCAUGCUGUUUGUAUCCACCAUUGCCAACGUCUGGAUGGCAGGUACCUCUACCAUGGGGGCAAACUCAACAGGACUCUGGCUAGACUGCGAUGCUGUGAAAUGCCGUCAGAUUGCAUUUGCUGAAGGGGAUAUGCCUUCCCUCAAGGCAGUGCAAGCCUUCAUGAUCCUGGCUAUCAUCUUCUCCUUCUUCUCAUUGGUCAUGUUCGUGGUACAGCUCUUCACCAUGGAGAAAGGGAAACGCUUCUACAUCACUGGAGCCAUCAUGCUGAUUUGCUGGCUGUUCAUUUUGAUUGCAGUCUCCAUCUACACAGCCCGAUUCCCACACUACUUCACAGACCCUCGGGACCAUCAUGGCUACUCCUUCAUAUUGGCCUGGAUCUGCUUUUGCUUUAGCUUCAUCAUUGGCAUCCUCUACCUUGUCCUUAGAAAGAAAUAAAGGCUGGCAGGAGUAAAAGGGGUUGGGGGUGGGGGUUAGAAAUUGGGGGUGGGGAGGAUGAGGAAUCAUUCAGCUGGAAGAACUGUUUGGCAAUAACACCAAAAAACACCCACCACAAAUGAAUCCACCAAAGAGAGAGAAACAGCUCCUCCAGUCCAGCCAGUGCCUCCUUGAUCCUUGGGCCCUGAAGUUACAAACGAACUGCCUAGUCUCCUGGCUCUUCUCUCCCUCCUCGCAAAGUCAGGCUGUGCCUUAAGGAACCACCAGACUCCACUUCACUGACUCGGCGGCACCUCAAGGAAAUGAGCACUGCAUCUUGCUUCCUCCCUAUCCCUCCUUCCUAUUUCUCCUUAGCCUGCGUUGUGAGUGCGGGAGUGAGGGAUAAGGCUUUUUGCCCUGAAGAACAAUGGGACAGGCCUUUUGUUACAUUUUUAGAAGGGUUAAAGACAUUAUAUCUGGGAACAGCCCAACUCGAUUAAAUUCAAGUUUUUAAAAAUAUCAUAACUGCAAAUUCAUUGCCAUCCUGUUUCCUACUUAAGAAAGAAACUAAUUCCCAUGAAUAAAUCAGGGCGAGAGGUGGAGAGAGAGAGGGAAGCAUAUAAGAAUGGAGGGGAGGAGCCAGGGAAGGAAGGAGGCAGGCAAUGAUCCUAGUAAUGGAAGAUGCAGUUAUAACUCAGUGGUACACACCCCAGAGAGUCACCUGGGGGCGUUUCUCCACUAUAGCUGGCUGUGUAUCUCUCUAACACAGUCGCACGAUGACGAUCUCAGGAAGUCCCUAUGAAGCCGUAAACAGGCAGAUUUGUGAUGCAUGUGCUCUAUAAGCCACGGGACUGAAGGGACUUUCCAAUCUGAUAGCUGAGGAAGCCUGCUUAGGCUCGUGGGAGCUCACUGUUGAAACACUGAAUUAGGUUUUUAUGACUACCUGUAGGCAAUAGAUUUUUUCCACUCGUAGCACAGGAUGGGGCAUUAAUCACUGACCCCGCAGUGACAUUGUAAGUCACCUCAAACUAAAACGACAUUUGAUGGCAGAAGAAAUAAGGCCUAGUAGUUAAAGUGGAAAAAUCUGAGAGUUAGGAAUCCAGCAUUCUGUUCCCAACUCUGUCACUUAACCUAUCUGUGCCUAUGUUCUUCCAUUUGUAAAAUGAUGUUCAUUAUACCUACCUCCAGGGGUGCGGAGAGGCUUUGUUAAUUAAUGCCUAUACAAGGAAAAUCCCACACGAAAGGCUGUAUGGAAAAAAAUAGCAUUGUCGUGUCAUAACUGCAGGAAUAGAGUUCCUGUCUGCAUCAGGGUAUCCAAGCCAAACAUUUCUGUCCCUUUGAAAAGCUUAAACAGUAAGUGGAGAUUGUUAGUAGCAAGAGGUCAGGACUCACUGUGGUUAUGCCCACAAACUAAAGUUAGGUGGCAACAAAAAAUUCAUGGGUGCAUGGGUAGCAUGAACAGUAUUUUCUCUCACACUUUCUCUGUUACAUUCUCUUUCCAUAUAGACUUUGUUAAUUCGGUGGACAUAUUCUAGUACUGUACUUUGCUGUUUCUUUGACAGAGUGUUUAUUUCUAUAAAGUCAUUGUAAAUAUUUUGAUACAAAUGUUUCUAGCUUUAGGGAUAUAAAUACAAUUUAAUUACAUUUAUUUUACACA